Molecule: messenger RNA, 1573 nt
Organism: Lasiosphaeria miniovina
Lineage: Eukaryota; Fungi; Ascomycota; Sordariomycetes; Sordariales; Lasiosphaeriaceae
Exons: 2
Coding region: 379-1203 (274 amino acids)
Source: RefSeq, a predicted model, not a curated record
GAGACGAAGACGAAGACGAAGACGGAGACAAGAGGUUUGAGGUCGCACACCCGCCGGAAUUGAGGUAUAUACUAUGUGCACACCCAACCCAAGUGGCAAGUGCAGGCUGCGGUUGCGGUUGCAGUUGCGAUUGCGGUUGCGGUUGCAGUUGCGGUUGCGGUUGCAGUUGCAGCGGCAUAAUCGUUGCUCACCAACUUGAGACGAAAAGGCUACAGGCUGAUUGCUGCUCAACCCCACGUCUCUGCAAUGGGCUGUCGACGAGAUGGCAACUUUAUUUCGCGGCAGGAUGCGUGUCCUCCACAUUUUCUGCGCCGCCCCGAGAGCCACGCACACGUGUAACGGUGGCACCCUUGCAGAUUCAACGGCCCCGAUUGCGCCAUGUCUGAUACGCCCAUCACGCCGGCCUCGACGGCCACAACCCCGGCUUUUGUCGCGGGGACGGCGACGUCGCUGCUGGCGCUGACGACGCCGUUUGCGCGGCCGCCGUCGUGCGGCGAAAUAUUCAGCACGUCGAGCAUCGUCUCGAGCUACUGGUGGGACGACUACUCCCUCACCACGGUGCAGGUCUUGGCAUCCGACGCCGCAGACCCGCGCUUCGCCUCGUGCCAGCCGCCGGGAUGGGGCGCCGUCGUCUCGGCGAGCCGCUUCUCCUUCAGCCCGGCCGUCUGCCCCACCGGUUGGACUGCCUACAGUGUCAAGGCGCUGGCCGCCCAGUCGACGACGGCGUACUGCUGCGACCGUGACUACCACCUGGAGUGGCCCGUCUCGGACCUGUCCAUCAGCGGCAUCGCCAGCCCAGCGUGCUUUGUGAACCUCGGCACGACGCUGCUGCCAUCCUCCUCGUCGUCGGUGCUCUUUCCCAACGGCAUCCAGGUGCACAACGCCUGGCACAUAGCCUGGGCGGCAUCCGAGACGUCGACACUGUCACCGACGCCGCCCCAGCUCGCCUGUGGUCGCACCCUGGCAACCUGGGUGCCCGGCGAAAUCGUCCCGCCUUCCAAUGUCAGCAGCGCCGGCGUCUGCCAGGACGACUCCAGCAACAGCGGGGUGGCGAUUGGCCGGUCCUUGUAUCUAUUCCUUGUCGUUGGGCUGCCGCUCAUCUUUGUCGCCAUCUUUGCCUCGUGCUGCGUGCUGUGCUUUUGCCGGCGGCGGCGCGGGGUGCGCGGGGUGCGCGGGCGACCACACAAGCUGCCGGGCAAUUAGGCAUGGGUGACGAUGCAGCCGCCUGCGCGUGUUUGUGUGUUCGUUGGUGGCUGUAAUUGUGCUGGGGGUGGGGGUUUAGCAGGACCGCUGGCAGGACCGCAAUUAGGUCAUCUAAUGUUUUCAAAGUGGCAGUCAAGGAGUGACAGUCAAGGUGUGGUCUGUGUGUGUAUUAGACGGUUUUGGUCGAGGUUUGAGAAGCUGCGCAGCAACAGGAAUGUCGAGACAGUGGCGGCCAACCGGGGCAGGGAUGGGAACGCCGGAUGUGGAAGGGAGGGAGAAUGGGUUUGGCUCAGCGAUGAAACCUUUGAAGGCGCGGCUGGGACGGCCGAAGUGUAACUAUUAUCAACACAGCGGUUAAUUACACCUGGUG